AUGCAAGAUCAUCGUGUCUGGAACUGCGCUCUCGUUUCGAUCUUCUUGUUAAUCAAGCUUGAAAACAUUGACGGGAUACAAAAAUGGAGUAUGCAAUUCGGACACACUCCGCUUUUGGAAAGAUUUACCUGGAAGAAGAUGGAUUUCGCUUAUCCAGAUGAACGUAGCAGACAGUUAGCAAUGGCGAGCGGCGAAUACAUACCGGAGAAUUCUCUGCCCGUUGGCAUCGAGAUCUGGAGGAAUAAGCUCUUCGUCACGAUACCGCGAUGGCGCGAUGGAAUACCAUCUACAUUGAACUAUAUACCGUUGGAUGCUAAUCAAGGUGGAUCACCGAAACUGAUACCGUAUCCAAAUUGGGUUCAGAAUAGAGCCGGUACUUGUGGUCGCGGGUUAACUACCGUUUAUAGAAUUCAUGCAGACGCGUGCAACAGACUCUGGGUGUUGGACACUGGAACAAUAGGAAUCGGUGAAACGACUGUUCAAGCCUGUCCUUAUACCUUGAAUGUAUUUGACUUAACCACGGAUAAGGUGUUGAGGCAAUACAGACUCAGACCGGAAGACAUCAAUCAGAACACUUUUAUCGCCAACAUCGCUGUUGAUCUGGGAAAAGGCGGCUGCGAUGACGCGUUCGCUUACAUGUCCGACGAACUCGGCUACGGUCUGAUCGUGUACUCGUGGCAGCAAAAUACAUCCUGGCGAAUAGCGCAUAGCUACUUCAUGCCGGAUCCUCUGGCAGGCGACUAUAAUAUCGGAGGCUUGAAUUUCCAAUGGGGAGAGGAAGGGAUUUUCGGGAUGAGUCUGUCACCGAUAUCUGCGGAUGGUUAUCGAAUUCUCUUUUUCCAUCCUCUCAGCAGCCAUCGGGAAUUUGCAGUCUCCACGAGAAUCCUGAGAGACCAGCGACUAUCGCAAAACAGUUAUCAUGAGUUCCAGGUAUUGGCAUCGAGAGGACCGCUUUCUCAUUGCACUGCAUCUGUGAUGGAUGAAAAUGGGCUUCAGUUCUUCAACUUAAUCGAUCAAAAUGCAGUUGGUUGCUGGAACUCCAUGUUACCUUACUCACCGAUUAAUCAAGCAGUCGUUGCCAGACACGAUGAAGCUAUGAUAUUUCCAGCAGAUAUCAAGGUGAAUCGAGGCUUACUCUGGAUUAUGUCGGACCGAAUGCCAAUUUUCUUGUUAUCGAAUCUAAAUUACACAGACGUGAACUUUAGAAUACUCACCAUGCCGAUUCAGGCGGCAAUUAGCGGAACAGUCUGCGACAAUAUGCCAUGGAGAUUUAUAAGCAAUCGAAUCUGGUGGGAUUGACGAUUCAUAAUGUAUUAAUAUAAACAUUUAAUUAACAAAUGUGCAGUAUCCUCAAUUACAUUCGAUCUCUAUACUUAAUAAUUGAAUUGUCAGCGAGUAGAAAAAGCUAAUGAAUAAAAAUAUUUAAAUGUUCCUUUCUCCCCUUCUCUUUCUAUAUUUUUUAAAAAAAUAAGUAGUUUCAUAGAUGUUAAGUAUCUGACACAGAAGGUGACUAAUCUCGGCUCGUGCGGCGCGAAAAUGGCGAAUGGAUUGGCGUGAAUCAGCAUCGGCGAGCCCUGCAGGAGCUAAACGGUUCGACCAUGUGGCCCAUUAGUUUUGGCCCUGGUUUCCAAUAAUUUGACGGCGAUUGGACCGUUCCUGCGGCAUGAUAUACGAUCUGAUGCUGCUCGCUUCGAAAAUUAUCUGUUUCACGCCCCCGUCUGUAAAAUAUGGCCACGCGCCUCGUCUGUUUCCGUAGGGACUACAGAAUUGGAACUUCCUCUCUCUCUUCCGGCGACGUGGUGCACGCAGGCUUGUUAUAUUUCUUGUCCAGCGCAGUUACAUUCGAAAUAAUCAGAAUCAAUUAAAACGCUUGUCAGCUGAACUCUACUAAAAGCUGUAUAUUAAUGUUUCAAUGUUUCAAUGUAUACAUACGCGCAUAUGACAAGCGAGAUAUUCCGUCACAUUUGAUAAAUCGUACGUUGCGAUCGAAAAUAUUUUAUAUUUGCACUUCCAACAAAACUACACUAAUGAUUUGAAAUAUUUAAAUAAUAUGAUUUAUUUGCUACAUUGUCAUCGUAACAUUUUGCG
Ooceraea biroi (clonal raider ant) is the source of this 2088-nucleotide messenger RNA. It is a transcript of the gene Y-y, whose product is annotated as yellow-y. Gene Ontology annotation, cellular component: extracellular region. The record is from RefSeq and is a predicted model, not a curated record. Lineage: Eukaryota; Metazoa; Arthropoda; Insecta; Hymenoptera; Formicidae.